Messenger RNA from Didymella exigua CBS 183.55, 1995 nucleotides. Its product is annotated as MFS general substrate transporter. The coding region runs from base 1 to 1995 and encodes 664 amino acids. Gene Ontology annotation, cellular component: fungal-type vacuole membrane. The record is from RefSeq and is a predicted model, not a curated record. Gene Ontology annotation, biological process: transmembrane transport; basic amino acid transport. Lineage: Eukaryota; Fungi; Ascomycota; Dothideomycetes; Pleosporales; Didymellaceae. The transcript is spliced from 3 exons. Gene Ontology annotation, molecular function: basic amino acid transmembrane transporter activity.
AUGGCUAUCUGGCUGUAUAGACAGGCACGGGGUGCCAUCCGGGGGCACCAAGCAAAGAAAGCAAAGAAAACUGUACCCACCACGGAAGAUUCUCAUCUCGUGCCAGAGACCCCAGCACCCCAAAAACAAUACAAAAGACACGACAGAGGUAAUGGCAUCGACCUCAGCUCCCCGCGAACAAGCCACAGCAGAACAGACCGCUCGAAAGAAACCUCACAAGCCAAAGAGGACGCUCGCCAACGCAACAUCCAGCAGUGGAAACUCCUUAUCGGGCUGAUUUUGCCCAACUUCCUGGCUGCAGUAGACGUGACCAUCGUCGCGCCAGCCAUUCCCCUCAUCUCAUCAGACUUCAACCGCCUCUCAGGCAGCUUCAACUGGAUCGUUGCCGCCUACACGUUAACAUUCACAACCUUUGUUCCUGUCUCGGGUCAGUUUGCGGAGGCAUUCGGUCGCCAUUCCGCACUGCACUUCCAGAUGUUCUGGAUCCUGAUUGGUAGUGCGUUGUGCGCGGGUGCGCAGUCUUGGGGCAUGCUACUUGUGGGUAGAGCGCUGCAGGGCCUGGGUGCUGCGGGGAUUAUGAACUUGUCGAGGAUUAUUCUGAGUGAUAAUGGGGCGACGCUGGCGCAGAUCUCGAUAAAUAACUCGACGCUUUCGCUGAUCAGUGGGAUUAGUUACGGCGUGGGUCCGGUUGUUGGCGGCUACCUUGCAGAUGCAAGCUGGCGGUACUGCUUCGUUCUCCCUGUCGGUCUUGCGGCUCUAUCUCACGUCCUCAUCGUCGUCCUCAUGCGCAAAGAGCUGGUCAGGAAUAGCGCAGCCCGCACAGUAGGCAACGUCCACUCACGCCGGACGAACUACAUCGCAGGUCUCUUGAGUAUUGACUGGCUAGGCGUAAUCCUCUUCAUCGUUGGCAUCGGCCUGAUCAUCCUCGCAGUGCAGUGGGGCGGCACACAAUACGCAUGGAACUCUGCAGCAAUCAUUGCCCCAAUUGUCGUCGGCAGUAUCCUAAUCAUCGCCUUCUUUGCCCACGAGUACCUUCUCGGCCCCGAACGCUUCACGGCUCGCCUGCUACCGCGCCAGGUCCCAAUGAUUCCCUCAACCCUCUUCCGCAAAAAAGACACCACCUUACUCAUGAUCAUCAAUUUCUCAGCAGGCAUCUCACUCGUCAGCGCUUUCUACUUCAUCUCGUAUUACUGGCAGCUCGCCGAGGGCUACUCGCCAUCCAAAGCCGGUGUGCAGCUGCUCUACUACACUCCCGGCCUCGGCGUUGGCGUGUACGCCGCGAUGUACCUGUGCAAUAUCCGGCCUGCACAGACUUUCUUCCCGCUCUUCAUUGGAUCGAUUGUCGAGGGCAUUGGUCUUGCGGUACUGACGUACGCCGUGUCAAUUAGGCAUGGCACGCUGGUCAGUGUCUUCCUUGCUAUUUCUGGCGCGGGGACGGGGCUCAGAUUCAUGCCUGUUGUGCUGCACGCGGCGGGUGUAUGGUCCACGCGCAUCCCGGCCAUGCAAUCGGUGCUGUCUUUCAUGUUGCCUCUUGGCGAGACAAUUGGGAUUUCGAUAAUGGGCGCCGUCUUCACGAACAAGCUGAGUCACAGCAUGUCUGAAAUACCUGGAUCCAGCGGACCUGGUAAUCUUGCUACGCUCGAUGGCUUGUCGGGACCGGUCAAGGACGCUGUGCAGAACGCUGCGGCUAGGUCGGUCAUGUGGGCUCUGAUCGCUGUUUUACCUUUCGUUGGUCUGUCGAUUGUUGCUUCGGCUUUCCUUGGUAAUGUCUGGAUUGGCAAGGUUGUGAAAGAGGAGAGAGAGGGACAGAAUACGGAACAGGCUACCAAGGGGUAUGUCAUGUAUGGCGUAUAUCUUCUCGCUCUCUUCCAGGGCGCUUUUGAAGCGAGUAAAAAAGAGUUGGAUGUUAACGCAGCGUGUGAAGAGGUCAGGCAGAAGGUACAAGAUGUGGAACGCAAAGGGGUGACGGCACCGAGGACUGCUCCUGUAAGAUAG